CGUUUUCCAUCGCCUCCAUCAUAUUUUCUCGUCGAAUUUCGUCCCUGUCCUUGAUAUUUGUUGCUCCUUCUCAAAGACGUGUUCAACGUGUUUUAAACACAACACGUUGUAGCUAAAAACGUUUAUAAUGUCUGCAGAUAUUAAAGUUGAACCUACAGAAGAAGAAGAAAUAAACGCAUCCAUUAGUGAUACCGUUUUUCUUACCAAUGAUGUCUCUGCAAAUAUAAAACAGGAGUCUAAUGAGCCCAUGGUUAGUGUGGAUUAUUUCAACAAUAUCUCUUACUUGGAAGAUAAUACCGAAUUGCAGCAGGAAGACAAACUUGUUGGAGAUAUUUCGUACAAGGAUUCUGGCGAUUUUACACCUGAUAUUCUACCACAAAAAUCGAAAGGCUUCAAAUGUGCCCAUUGCUAUUAUGCAACCAAUACUAAAUGUAAUUUACAAGUCCAUCUGUUAACUCAUAAAACGUGGAAGAUUUUCAGCUGUGUAGUGUGCGAUUUCACAAGUAACACUAAAAGUCAAUUUGAUGUACAUUCGUUAACACAUAAGAUUUCAAGUGGUUUAAAAUGUAGCAAGUGUGAUUAUAGAACCAAUCAUAAAGGCAGUUUCAAAAAUCAUCUGUUAACACAUGAGUCUUCCAAAGAUUUUAAAUGUAGUAAGUGUGAUUAUGCAACUAAUAAUAAAUACCGUUUGAAAACUCAUCAGUUGAAGUACAAGUGUUCUAAAGAUUUAAAAUGUAGCCAUUGUGAUUAUGCGACUAAUAUUAAAGGUCAUUUGAAAGUGCAUCAGUUAACACACAACCGUUCUAAGGAUUUAAAAUGUAGUCAGUGUGAUUACGCAACUAAUAUUAAAGGUAAUUUGAAAUUGCAUCAGUUAAGACAUAAAGGUUCUAAGGAUUUAAAAUGUAGCGAGUGUGAUUACGCAACCAAUAUUAAAGGCAAUUUGAGGGCUCAUCUGUUAACACACAGUUCGAAAGAUUUAAAAUGUUUUCAGUGCAAUUAUGCAACCAACAAUAAAUUUUAUUUAAAAAAACAUCAACUAACACUAAACUGUGCAAAAAAUAAUGCUUUCCAUUUGAGUGCGUGAAGCUCUGGUGCAGUUCGUUCGAAGCAGCUCGUGGAUUUGUUUCAAAAAAUAAAUGCGCGCGAUCGUGAUGUUUGUAAAGAACACCAUAUGGUUUGGUAUAGUGGGAAUAUUGAGAUGAUGUUUGCUUACUCUCUUACAUUGGAUCGAACAUAAAAGAUACAUUUUAAAUGCAGUUCUAAGUUUAAGAGUAUAGAUGUUGAUACUGAUACCAACUAACGAAUACGUUCUACAUUUUUAAGCAACAUCUGUUUUGUAGGGGAUAAUGUGGGAAACUGUGUGAGGUUGUUUAGCAACUGAAAGUAACAACGAGAAAUUAAUUUUAUUUCUGAAUUGUCGAGUUUACCAUAUUCUCCCUAAUAAAAUUGUUAUUUAGUUGGGUAAAAUAUAAUAACCUCCAGUACUUGAUUAAGGUAGCCCACCGACAGUUCAAAUCUGCUCAGGAAAACUGUAUGUAUAAAAUCUUACUUCAAAUUCCUUUAUGAGUUUAUGCAUUAAUAAACGUUAAAAAAAUCAA
Molecule: messenger RNA, 1598 nt
Organism: Photinus pyralis (common eastern firefly)
Lineage: Eukaryota; Metazoa; Arthropoda; Insecta; Coleoptera; Lampyridae
Product: gastrula zinc finger protein XlCGF7.1-like
Exons: 2
Coding region: 128-1084 (318 amino acids)
Biological process (GO): regulation of transcription by RNA polymerase II
Cellular component (GO): nucleus
Molecular function (GO): RNA polymerase II transcription regulatory region sequence-specific DNA binding; DNA-binding transcription factor activity, RNA polymerase II-specific
Source: RefSeq, a predicted model, not a curated record